Molecule: messenger RNA, 1236 nt
Organism: Penicillium mononematosum
Lineage: Eukaryota; Fungi; Ascomycota; Eurotiomycetes; Eurotiales; Aspergillaceae
Exons: 1
Coding region: 1-1236 (411 amino acids)
Source: RefSeq, a predicted model, not a curated record
AUGCUGCAUUCAUCGCCCAUAACUAGUUCAUUACCUGUCCAUGGUCCAAGCUCAACAUCUUCCCUCGGCUCCUUGGUGAUACCGAGUUCAGCCCAAUCUUCGUCGGCUUCGCUUCUAGGUGGAGCAACCAGCAUCAAAGCUACCACAGCCACACCGCUGGCCUCGACCUCUACGAGCAUACAGCCAACGACAACACCGGUGCCUACAGUGCCCACAAGUAGCAGUCCAGCUGUUGGAGCUAUUGCACCCAUAGGAGAAGCAAGUAGCAGCAGUUCUUCCACGUCCACACCGGUUAUUCCAACCUCCAAUCAUAUCCAGCCAGCGAAGGCUACGCAGGCACAAUCUACACCACUACAGCAGAUUUCCAAGUCAAGCUCCAAGCCAGUUGUGACCGUAACCGAGCCUGUGAUCGUAUAUGUGACCAAAGGAGCACCAAAGCCCUUCUCGACAAGCGUCAUCCACCACACACCCAGUGUGAACAACUCACCGGUGUCGUCAGCAGAGCCAACGGUAAAACCGUCCGUUGAACCAACAAUUACAUCUUUGAUGUUUGUGACCAUCCAUUCCACUGCAACGUCGGUCGUUCGUGUGACUGUUUACCCAUCAUCAUCAUCAUCUGCUUCUUCGUAUUCGGUCUUGUCGUCCUCAGCCGGGAGCGCUCCGAGUGUGAAUGCAGCGCCAAUUGACCCCACGACCGUAAACUCGGCAACACAAUCACUUUCUUCUUCGUCUUUGUUGUUGUCCUCUUCUAGUGAGAUUGCUCCUGUGGUGACAGCUCACGUCACCUCCACGAGUGUUGUUCCUUUGACUGUUUACCCGGCUACAUCACCGCCGUCCUCAAGUGAAGCUGCUUCUAUAGUGACAGUCCGUGUCACUUCCACAAGUGUUGUUCCGGUGACCGUUUACUCGACGACAUCGCCAUCUGCUCCAUUGUUGUCCUCCCUGAGUGAGACUGCUCCGGUUGUAACAGUCCACGUCACUUCCACAAAAACACUUCUCGUGACCUCCCAUGGGUCGACUGCUAACCGAGCAGCGGAAACUACACAUCCAGCAGAUCCUACAUCUGCUGUGGAUGCCAAUAUCGCUACCACAACUUCUAAACCACGCCAAGGCAUACUUACUGUAAACCCGGUUACGCCGCCUGGCUUCAUCACGAUCACUGAAACUGAGACCGAGACCAAGACGGUGACAGAUCGCAUUACUGAGACUGUUACUGCCACUGUUACUCGGGGUUAA